AGAUACCGCGAGACUUCACGGGCUCACCUCGGCCUUAGCGCGCCGGAAGCGGAAGUCAGGUGGUGGUCGGAGUCUGGCCAAAGUUGGCCUGUUACCUUGGAGAGCCGAAGGGGUUCGGAGGUCCUGUGACGGUGUUCGAGGCCGGAGAUCUGAACAAUCUAAACAUUAAACAAUACAGCUGCCUCAAAUCCCUGGGAAUUUCAGAAUGACUGACACUUCUGAAGCUGUUCCAAAUUUUGAAGAGAUGUUUGCCAGUAGAUUCACAGAAGAUGACAAAGAGUACCAGGAAUACCUGAAACGCCCUCCUGAGUCCCCUCCAAUUGUUGAGGAAUGGAAUAGCAGAGCUGGUGGGAACCAAAGAAAUAGAGGCAAUCGGUUGCAAGAUAACAGACAGUUUAGAGGUAGGGAUAGCAGACGGGGGUGGCCAAGUGACAAUCGAUCCAAUCAGUGGCAUGGGCGAUCCUGGGGUAACAAUUACCCGCAGCACAGACAAGAACCUUACUACCCCCAUCAAUAUGGACACUAUGGUUACAACCAACGGCCUCCCUAUGGCUACUACUGAUAGAAAUGUCAGCAGCUUUUAGUAAAACCAUUUACUCUGUUAACGUGACGAAAGUUUAUGUUGUAUUUUCUGUUGGUCAUAGUUUUACAUCUGAUUGUAGAGAGUGGAUUGAUUUUUUGGAACUUGAGACUUUUUUAAAAUUAGAUCUUACUGGAGAGAUAUGAUGGCUGCUGGAAAUAUCAAUAAAUACUCCCUUAAAAAGGUUGUGGAUUAUAUUGCUUGACUUCUACCUCAGAUUCUUCUUUAUUUCAUGACUUAAUAGUGCUUUGAAUGUUGUGAAUUUUUUCCUUGUUUGACUUUCAGGAGUUCUUUGUUUUACACAGAAAUAAAAAUUUUACAUAGAAAAUGCUUGCUUUUACUUUGUAAGGUAAGGAAGUAUCCCUAUACUCGGAUGUGCUCAUUCCUAAUAUUUUACAGAAGUAGUACAAUCAGCUCCUAAAUGCACAACUAUGCUUACUUGUGAUAUAUUGUACAUAGUAGUAGUUGAAAGGAAAACAGUUAUAGUAUAUUUUGUUUGGCUUUUGUUAUUAUGUGACUGUGGUACUUUGUAAUUACUCUAUAGGUAUGAAUCAUCUUCACAAUCGUUUUGGUCUCUUUUUAGAGGAAUAUCAAGAGUAAAGCUGUAAAAUCAGGAAGGA
Molecule: messenger RNA, 1200 nt
Organism: Physeter macrocephalus (sperm whale)
Lineage: Eukaryota; Metazoa; Chordata; Mammalia; Artiodactyla; Physeteridae
Gene: RAMAC
Product: RNA guanine-7 methyltransferase activating subunit
Exons: 4
Coding region: 206-562 (118 amino acids)
Biological process (GO): RNA 5'-cap (guanine-N7)-methylation
Cellular component (GO): mRNA capping enzyme complex
Molecular function (GO): RNA binding
Source: RefSeq, a predicted model, not a curated record